Messenger RNA from Rhipicephalus sanguineus (brown dog tick), 573 nucleotides. RefSeq lists its product as uncharacterized. Lineage: Eukaryota; Metazoa; Arthropoda; Arachnida; Ixodida; Ixodidae. The record is from RefSeq and is a predicted model, not a curated record. The transcript has a single exon. Bases 16 to 573 code for a protein of 185 amino acids.
CAUUUAGCUACAGCCAUGUCGAGGUUGGGCAAGAUAGAGGAGUUUGACGCCAAGGUUCAGACGUUCGAUUCGUACUUGGAGCGUUUCGAGCACUUUGUCAGUGCGAAUGACAUAGCUCAAGAGAAGAAACUCUCAGUAUUUUUGACAGUGAUCGGGGCGGAAGCGUAUGAAGUACUCAAGAAUUUGGUUGUACCAUCACUUCCUGGGGAGAAGACUUUUGAUGAAGUCAAGGUUCUAUUGAAAAACCAUUACAGCCCCCCGAUAUCAAUUAUAGCUGAGAGGUGCAGGUUUAACCGCAGGGUUCAGCUUGAGCACGAAAGUGUAGAAGACUUUAUCAUUGAGAUAAAGCAUUUGGCUCGGAAAUGUGAUUUUGGGUCCUUUCUUAAAGACGCUAUGCGUGACAGGCUUGUGGCAGGAAUCCGCAGCGAAGACAUUCAAAGGGCUCUAUUCACAGAAGAAAACCUGGGCUUUGAAAGUGCUUGCAAAAUUGCUCUUGCGCGAGAGCUAGCAGCCAAGCAAACAGCAAUACUGCAAGCAGGAGGGACAAACUCGGCUGUAAAUGCCCAAAUAUGA